Messenger RNA from Dendrobium catenatum, 861 nucleotides. RefSeq lists its product as uncharacterized. The record is from RefSeq and is a predicted model, not a curated record. The transcript is spliced from 2 exons. Bases 1 to 861 code for a protein of 286 amino acids. Lineage: Eukaryota; Viridiplantae; Streptophyta; Magnoliopsida; Asparagales; Orchidaceae.
AUGGACCAAGUGUUAAUGGGUCACUUGCUAUUACCUGAUUCUCAGAAAUGGACUAUUGCUUUGGUGUAUGCUUGUAAAGAUUACCAUGGCAGAAGAAUUCUUUGGGAUACUAUUGGUUCUAGCAUUAAUGCUGAUCUCCCAUCUAAUAAUAAGAUUGGUAAUAGCAAGAUCUGUGUAAGGUUGGACAGGGUGCUUAUGAACUCUGAAGGAUUGUGGUUGGCUCCUCUGGCCACGGUGAGGCAUCUUCUACGUAUAGCUUCGAACCACUGUCCUUUAUUAUUGAAUAUGUCUCCUAUCAGCCCAAGGCCCAGAAGCAAAUGGAUUCGGUUUGAAGAUAUCUGUAUGACUUACCCAGCCACGUGGAGAUUGGUGUGGAAAAACUGGAAGAAGGAGGACUAUGGACAGCCGAAUGAAGUGUUGAAUCAUAAGUGUCAAAGAACACUCGGUAAUUAUUUUUUCUGGAGCCGUAAUCGUCUGAAGGAGCUGGGGGAGCUGAAGGAUUCACUGGAAUGUCACAUUCAGGAACUCCAAAUGUUGGAGAGUUCUAAUAUGGGCCUUAGUGAAGCUCAGGACUUGGAGCUACGAAAGUUGGUGGUGGAUUUGAACUCGUCACUGGCUAGAAUGGCGACUUGGUGGAGACAGAGAGUGAAGACGAAGUGGAUGGAGGAAGGUGACGCCAAGUCACAUUUUUUUCACUCCUUUGCUAUGGCAAGAAGACAGGGCAACAGAAUUGUGGAGGUUCAAAAUUCUAGUGGGAAAAGGAUCACAGAGCAGAACCUGAUUAUUGAGAAAUUCUUGGAAUUCUUGAGGCUCAAGUGGAAGGAGAGACAGAUACUGAUGGAUAAUUGGCCUAGUUUCUAG